Messenger RNA from Neomonachus schauinslandi (Hawaiian monk seal), 1923 nucleotides. RefSeq names its product zinc finger protein 883-like. The transcript has 6 exons. Lineage: Eukaryota; Metazoa; Chordata; Mammalia; Carnivora; Phocidae. Bases 1 to 1923 code for a protein of 640 amino acids. Gene Ontology annotation, biological process: regulation of DNA-templated transcription. The record is from RefSeq and is a predicted model, not a curated record.
AUGACGAAGAUGGACAAGAAAACUGAGGCUCAGAGGGCUCAAGUGAAAUACUCAAGGUCUCACAGUUUGGUAGACAACCCUGUUGAAAACCAUCGUAUUUCUCACAGCACCUUCUUUAGGGCCCAAGGAAACAACCCCAAAGUGUCUGUACAUUCAGCCUUCUCUGUACUUUCCCAAAAGGAACAGAAAAAGAACAAAUCCCAGGGAUCAAUUUCAUUUGAGGAUGUGACUGUGAACUUUACCCAGGAGGAGUGGGGUCAACUGGACCCUGAUCAGAGGACCUUGUACAGGGAUGUGAUGUUGGAGAACUAUAGCAUCUUCAUCUCACUGGAAGAAUUGAAAGUUGAUGGCAUAAUAGAGAGCAAAGAAAACCAAGACAGACAUUUAUGGCAAGAUGCAUUUAUCAAUAACAAAAAAGUGAUUACGGAGAAAGAGAAUGUAUUAAGGAAAACAUUUAAUCUGUACAUAGACUCUGUUCCUUCCAGAAAAAUGUCCAGUAAAUAUAAUCUAGAUGGAGUCAGUUUAGAAAAUACGUCGGAGUUAACCACUAAUAAUAAAAACUACUCAGGAAAGAAAUCCGAUGAUGCCAAUGGGUACAAGAAAUUGCUUCCUGAUAUUAAUCAUGAGAAAACUCAUACUAGAGAGAAGUUUAAUGAAUUUAAUAAAAAUGAGAGCAUCUUCUAUCAUAAUGAGGAUUUUAUUCAGCAACAAAAGAUUCACACUGUGGAGCAACUGCCUGAAUAUAAUGAAUGCAUUAAAACCUUCCACAAUAAUGCUCUCUUCAUUACACAUAACAGAACUCACACAGGAGAGAGAUCAUGUGAUUAUAAUAAAUGUGAGAAAACUUUCAGGGGUGAGUCAAACCACAUGCUACGUGAGAUAAUUUACUCAAGGAAGAAUCACUAUAAAUUUAAUGAAUGUGGGGAAAGCUGUGAUAAGUCAGUCCUUUGGAAGAAACAUCCUAGAAUUCACAUGGGUGAAGAGUGUGAGAAAUACCACGAGUGUGAUGUAUGUGGGAAAACCUUCCUCCGGAAGUCAAACCUCACAAUACAUCACAGAAUACACACAGGAGAAAAACCCUAUAAAUGUAAUGAAUGUGGGAAAUCCUUUUACCAGAAGUCAACCCUCACUGUACAUCAAAGAACUCAUACAGGAGAGAGACCCUAUGAAUGUGCUAAAUGUGGGAAAAAAUUCUACCAGAACUCAGCCCUCCAUCAGCAUCAAAGAACACACACAGGGGAGAAGCCUUACAAAUGUAGUGAAUGUGGAAAAUCUUUCUCCCAAAAGUCAGACCUGACUGUGCAUCAGAGCUCUCACACAGGCGAAAAACCUUAUAAAUGUAACAAAUGUGACAAGUCCUUUAGUAUAAAGUCAAAACUCACUGUACACCAGAGAAUACACUCAGGGGAGAAGCCCUAUGAAUGUAGCAACUGUGGGAAAAUGUAUCAUAUGAAGUCAACCCUCAUUAAACAUCAGAGAACUCAUACAGGGGAGAAACCUUAUGAAUGUGUAGAAUGUAGGAAAACCUUUUCUGAGAAGUCAACCCUCAGUAAACAUCAGAGAAUUCAUACCGGGGAGAAACCCUUUGAAUGUAACAAAUGUGGGAAGUCAUUCUGCCAAAAGUCACAACUCGUUGAACAUCAGAGAAUUCAUACAGGGGAGAAGCCCUUUGAAUGUAAAGAAUGUAGGAGAACAUUUUGCCAGAGGGCAUCCCUCAAUGUACAUCAGAGAACACACACAGGAGAGAGGCCCUAUGAAUGUAAUGAAUGUGGAAAAUGUUUUUAUGAUAGUUCGACCCUCACUAAACAUAAGAGGAUUCAUUCAGGGGAGAAACCCUAUAAAUGUAAUGAAUGUGGGAAGACCUUCAGCCACAAGGCAACUCUCACCACACAUCAGAAAAUACACAGAAGAGAAACACUGUAA